UUUGUAGCUCGCGUCUUGGUUUAUAUAUUCUCAAAAAACAAAUUCACAAAUUCCAACAUGGAUGCGAAGUUUAAAAAACAAUUUCAAGAAAAUGCCAGGAUAUAUAAAAAAUCGUUGGAUUCAAUCAUUGAAAAGUAUUCAAACCUUCCGUAUGAAGACGGCGGAGUCGAGAUCGCUCUCGAUGUCGUGGACCAAGAGAGUCUUGAUCGUUGUAUGAGGCAGGCGAAAAAAAAGCUGGAUAAACUAGCAGCCAAGAAUAUGGUGGUCUCAAGAGAAAGUUCUGCAAGAUGUGAUAAUUCCUAUGGAAGAACGGGAGAUUCACAGUUGGACUUAACACAUCAAAGCAGUAAAGGUGAUGACACUAAUACAUCCAGCCUCUGCUCUGGUGCUGAUCAUGGAAGUUAUUCCAGUGACUCGAGUCGGAUGACUGUCUGCUCAUUAAAUGAGUGUUUGCCAAACCUUUCUGUGUCUGAGCUUCAGCUCAAGGAUCAAGAUGAGCAACUGGAGAUGACUAUUGAAGAACAGAGCUGUCUUAUGGAGCAGUACUCCAGCAUGGUCGAUCGACUUAAUAAGGCAUUGAAUAGACAAAAUGUCUCAGAGGUCGCUGACUCUGUAGUCAGGAGGUACCGCAGAUGGCGACAGCAGUCCAAUCAAAGUAUUCUCAAAAAAACAUCUGCGAAACACAGAAAAGGCAGAAACUUAAAUGAGGUUAGGUCGUGGUCUUUGGAGACCACUCUGUCACCAGACAAACAAAGAGGCUCACUAAAGCGUUGUCACCGCCAACCUGUCCUAGCACUGGAUCAGUCUGCUCACAAUGGUUCCUUUGAACCAAGAGACGUCUCACUCCAUCGGACAUUGACACUUUCUCCUUUCCCACAGACCGAAGAAAUACGGCGCUCCCAUUCUAGUAGUCCUUCAAAACAUUACUUCCAACCUGCGAAAUCAUCAUUGAACUGGAUUCACAAGUCUGAAAGGCAUUCUCCCUCUGCAUUCUCAGAGAAGACUAGCAGGCCUUUCAUGUAUGCAGACCAACACUCUGUUGUUGAAGACAGAUCUUCUUUCAGCAGUUUGCCGGUCAAGCAGAGUCCUAGCAAAUUUGGGGCAAUAAGUGAGACAAGUAAAUCGCCUUCUGCUUUUUUAACAAGAAAAGAAAUGUCUGCAGAAAUGUUUUUCGGAGAGCCGUCGUGGCCCAGGUCCUGGUCUUCCCUCUCCUCUCCACAGAAGUCUGCUGUGCCCUUGAGAGUGAUUGACCCACAAAAUACCCGUCUCUUCUUCUCCCCUCAUUUGAAACCCCCUACAACAAAUCGCCCCAAGUUCCAGCGUAGCCUUUCUUUUGACUCUUCAUCGCCGUCCACCGCUUUACCUUUUUCACCUGAAAAGGUUGACGUGGAUUUCCAAAAGCUCUACCACAGGUAUGCUUGUGAGAAGAAAUAUUUCAACGACGGCCCCCCUUGCAGUCUCUGCACCAAAGGCCUUCAGGCCAGCCGGAUCCAGUCAGCUCUGGCUUUGUCGCCUCGCAGCUUGGUCUGGAGAAAACGCCACAGGGAGCAAGGCCGUGACGGCCAUCCCCAGUCCAAACGCGUGAGGAAUGAAUGCAGUACAUCCUCCCCUGGUUCCAAACGCUAUGAAAAAGAAAUGUUGAGGCGCCGUCAUUCCCAAUCCGAGUUGUCCGGUUAUGACCUCUCCAGCAGCAGAUACAGAUUGCAGCAGCGCUCAACAAAUGUGCACCAGGAGAUCAAUAGAAGCCAGGAACCGUCAGAUGUCAACACUACCUUUUUUCUACAUCGGUCCUUCACUUGAGGACAACUGAAAUGUCUACUCCUGGAUACUGAGAAAAAUAUUCCUCCUGCCAUGAAGAUUUCCUCUUUCAAGUCAUGAGAAGACAGUAAGAUAAGGCUCAAGUUGUUCAGAUUGUUUAGAUGUAAUUCUGUUCUGCAAUUCCAUUGAUUUUAUACAUUAUUGUAUACAUUAAGUUCAUCUUGUAAUGAGAUAAAAGGCUGGGUAUUCAUCUGGUCAGCCUUCCACCUCAAUUUUAUAAUAAUAAAAGUAUAAUUAUUUAUUGUACACAAAAAAUUGCAGUCAAUUGGACUAAUUCUGUUUAUUGUAUAACAUAUUUAUCAUAUUUCAGUCAAAACUUGAAGGCAACAGCCGUAGUUUAGACCCUUAACAAAAAGAGACAAGUGAUCAACUUUACAUAGAAAAAUUCCUCUUAGUAAAAUAAAGACAGCGCCACUCUUUGGCCACAGUAUUUGUGCGCUUUUCUGCUACUCCUAGCUACUAAGGCUUGAGUGGUAAAAAUAAAGACAUUUUUCACAUUGGAAAAAAAACAACCCAAAAUACACCAUCGUAGUUGCCUUCCUCGGUAACAUUUAGGUAAAACUUAACUCA
This is a messenger RNA of Cynoglossus semilaevis (tongue sole), 2388 nucleotides long. RefSeq lists its product as uncharacterized. NCBI's taxonomy places the organism in Eukaryota, Metazoa, Chordata, Actinopteri, Pleuronectiformes, Cynoglossidae. The transcript has 8 exons. The record is from RefSeq and is a predicted model, not a curated record. Bases 58 to 1800 code for a protein of 580 amino acids.